CCCGCCGCGCUCCCUCAGUGCAGCCCGCAGCAGCGCUCCCUCCCCGUCCGGAUCUCAGCUCCUCUCCCAGACAUGGCCGCGAAAGUGUGCAGACUCCUGCUGUCCCGGAGCAGCGGCGCCGUGGCUUCGCCUUUCCCCGCGCUCGGUGUCUCCUCACAGCGGCAACACCAGCACACAGGGACGGAGACGCCAUCUGGGCCGUUUGUCCACCAGAGCGUGAGAAGAGGACACAGCCUGAGGGCUUCCAGCAGGGCACCAUUCUUCAGCCAGCCCAGGGCCUCUCUACCUCCCCAGGGCUGGAAGGGAACUCCGACAUGGCAGGUUCAGAGGCUGCUGUGCUCACCUGCUGCUUCAGAAGAGGUGACUGUGAUGUAUCAGAACAGCUUACCGGUGAUCUCGGUGAGGCUGCCGUCUCGGAGGGAGCGCUGUCAGUUUACUCUAAAGCCCCUCAGCGACAGCGUGGGCGUCUUCCUCCAGCAGCUGCAAACCGAGGACCGAGGUAUCGACCGAGUCGCUGUCUAUUCUACAGAUGGCGCGAGGAUAGCUUCCUCUACAGGGAUUGACAUUUUGCUCCUGGAUGACUUCAAGCUGGUCAUUAAUGACACCACGCAUCUUGUGCGGCCACCCAGAAGAGAGUUGCUAGCACAUGAGGAAGCGGAGCGGCUGAACGACGUGAAGCUUCUGGUACAGCAGCUCUACACUACUCUACGCAUAGAGGAGCAUCAGCUGAGCAAAGAAAGAGAGCUGAUUGGCCGACUGGAAGAUCUCAACUCCCAGCUUCGCCCGCUGGAAAAGGUGAAAGAGGAGCUGAGCAGGAAAGCAGAGCGUCGGACCACCUGGGUGCUGUGGGGAGGCAUGGCAUAUAUGGCCACCCAGUUUGGCGUGCUGGCACGGCUAACCUGGUGGGAGUACUCAUGGGAUAUCAUGGAGCCCGUCACCUAUUUCAUCACCUAUGGCACAGCCAUGGCCAUGUAUGCCUACUUUGUGCUCACACGCCAGGAGUACAUCUACCCUGAUGCCAGAGACCGACAGUAUCUCCUGUUCUUCCACAAGGGAGUGAAGAGGACACGCUUUGACGUUGAAAAAUACAACAAACUGAAGGGUGCUAUUGCUGAGGCCGAGUUGGACCUGAAGCGCCUGAGAGAUCCUCUCCAGCUGCAUCUCCCUAUCCAGCAGAUUACCACCAGCAAGGAUUGAUGUGAGGAAGUGAAAGCCUCCCUUCCUCCUUCCCUCUUUCCUUCUCCCUGCUCUCUCCUUUCCUCUUCCCCUUUUCCCUCUCCCUCUUUCAGCAACUCUUCUUUCAUUUUUUUUUUUUUGGGGGGGGUUCCCCUACCACCUCUUUCAAUUUUUUUCCCCUUUCUGACAUGGAGUUUUAAAAAAAAAAAAAUACUGCUGUUUUUAUGUUCUAUAAUUUGGUUUUGAAACCUGCUUUAAACAUGGUGAGUCAAAGUAGAGGAGGAGGGGAUGGAAUGAAAUCCAAAACGAAAGAGAACAACACCUGAAGCCCCUCUGCUGGAGGUGCUGGAGGGCAAAGUUGCUAGUUGUGCCUGCAGACCUGUGCACUCUGGUUAACACUACAGGAGCACGGAGAGAACAGCAGCAGCCUGCAGGAAGCUCCUGAUGCCGAACAGGAAGUGACCUCUGGGUACGGACACAAUAUCUCCCAGACAUGCUGAACAAACAGCACAUGUAGACACAUGCUCUGUGGUUCAGCACCCCGGAAACAAACUUUCAAAAUAAAAAACCUCUAAAGACCUAUUUUUUACAGUGGAGUUGUAUAUCUGGCACAGGAAAGAUCUUUGGGCUUUUUUUUUUUUUUUCCAGCCCUGGACAUUGUUGUUGGGGGACCAUCAGAUGCAGGAGAGCUAUUUUUGACCCAACGUCCCUGCGCGGAGCAGAGUUGUCCUCUGUCUCCCUGUCCCCUCCUGUCCUUUAGUGGCCAGGACUCUGGACCGCUGCCGCAUCUCCCUGUCUCUCCAGUUGCAUCCUUAGCAUGACGGACAUGCUCUGCUGUGCAAAUUACAGAGCUAUAACAGGAGUUUAACCACAUUGCUGCUAAGUAUGUACAAGGAGAAGAAGGGGUCACGUGAUAAGCGUCACUUCCUGUACAGACCUGUUGCAAGCUGCAGACCAGAGAUCUACCGGCUAAACAUCACUGUGUGUUCAAUUAUUACAAAAAUUAAAAAAAAAAAUUAAAAAAAAAAAGAGAAAGGAAAAACUACAAAAACAAUUUUGGCACUUUUUAUUUUGAAAGCCAUAAUAUUAUAUUAUAUUAUAUUAUAUUUGUUAUGAUGAGUGAGGAAAUGAUCUAGCCUUUUUCUUUCAUAUUGGUGGAGGAAUUUUUUUUUUUUUUUAACCUGACAUCUUAUGUCAGCGUAAGAUUUGCGUUCCACGUCAUUACACCAGAUCAGGCCGUUGUCGUCAUGGUAUGUGCAGCUCCUGUUAUUAAUAUUAAAAAAAAUGUUACCACGCUUAACAUGCACACACAGUUUCAUUACGAAUGCAGUCUACGAAUGGUGACGGUGAAUUAGUCCACAUACGCGCCUUUCGCUUUGAAACCUGUGGAGAUUAACAGAGGAUUACAAAAGUGACAGAUUCUGUGCCAGAAAACUGUUACCCACAGUGCCUCACAGCACCUGGUGCAGCAUGCUGAUCAGGGCGCUCCUAUUCCCCUGUGCAGCCACGUUCUGGUCUCGCAGCCUCAGCCCCUAUGAGCCAGACCCAUCCAUCCUUCAAGACAUAGCUGGGCUGUUUAUUGUAUCAUACGAUUGUGUAAAAAAAAAUAAAAAUUCAGAGACAAAAUCAAGCUGCACAGCUCCUGCGUAUGCCAAGAAUGUAGAGCCGUGUAAUAUAUUAGAUCCUAGGCUUAGUUGGUUUCUCGCACAAUUUUUCGGCAUGCUGUAGCGCGUGACUUUUGCAUCCUUUCAUCGAGAACAUGGCGUCUUUAAAGGAACAGGCUUUAGAGCAUUCUGAAGUAGUAAAAUCUGUGAAUGGGAUAUUGGCCUGCUUCGAUACGCACAUUUUUUUUUUUUUAAACACUUUAAUUUGUUUCAUAUAUACAAGAAGAUGUACGGUAAAUGCAUUUCUUCUGGACAUGGUGCUCUGUUCAAAGUUGAGUAAGAAUCGCGUCAUGGCUCAUAUUUGUGUCUCAGAUGAAUCUGUACGCAUUACUGUACCUUCAGAGGGUUAUGGUACUGUAUAUGGAUCCUUCAUUCAGCCAAGGCGUGCUGCAGAUGCCUCGUAUCUCGAAAAAGAAAGCGGUUUGGCUAUACGCCAAGGUGUCCACGUACAUCGUUAUACAGAAAAUGUAUAGAGAAUACGUCACGUUUCAGAAGAUAUAUAAAAAUGAAGAGCGUUUACGUAACGAGUUUUCUUGCUUGCUCGGACAUACUGAUAUUAAGAUAUAUUUAAAAGCCUCGCCAUUUCUCUUGCAGUAAUAUUUCGAUGCCGAAUGCUGCAUGUUGGCCUUGUGUGCUGUAAAUGAGAAUCCCCCCCCCUCCCCCUUAGCUAUUACCUUCUCCUGUCAUGCAGUCCAUGCCUCCAGGCAGUCACAGCACCCAUGUCCAGUGGCUCAACAUGGCGAAGUGAGCUAAAGGACCGUCUGAAUCCUUCAGAACAGUGCUGUCUGAUGUAAUACAUGGCUUACUUAUUCAAUCAGCGAAAUGUCCUACAUCGUACACGUCUGGAAAUAUGUCACCCUGAUCUGAAGGGACGUGUCUCGCAAAGUUUGACAUUUAUAGGAAGGAAAAGCACAAUCCUAGUAUCAAUCCUAGAAAGGCCACAUCUGAAUAAACAAGCUGAAAUCGAGUUGUUGCGGAGGCAACUAGCCUGCAUACGAGUGUUGGUGAAUGGUUUAGGAGACCGCUGUAGACUAGAGCAUGAUGAUAAAACUGAAGCUAUCGCAGGUAGCUCGAUAAAUGCUUCUAUAUUUCACGAGGAAGAGGUUUCGCUGCUCUCAGCUGUCAUUACGCAAAGUUUGGAACGCCGGCACGGUACGAACGCAUCAUCGAUUAUACAGCUUCGUCAAUAAGGACAGGCUGAUUGGCAGCGUAACCGUUUUUGUACGACUCCAAUUUCCAUCCAUACCGUAUCGGUGCUGAUCAAUAUGAGCGAAUCAAUCCUUUCCCGUGCCCCUCUCGGCCUCUUGUCCUCAUAGCGUCAAUAAUCAUAAAUCCUUGUAUGCUGUUGCACGCGCAGAGGGAGGGCAAGGACGGUGUCUGAAAAACACUUCCUGGAACGACCUGCAAAGCUGAUACCAAAAUCAUCGUCACGGUUCAAUGCCUCAGUCUUUAUCACCAUUGAGCAUUUUUACUUUUGUGUGUUUUCUCUAUCAGGGUUUGCCUUUUUUUGGUUUGCCUUUUAUUUUUUACAAGACUAUGUGUAAUUAUAUGGAUCUUAUUCUAAAGCGGGUGUUGCAUGAAUGUAAUGUUUACAUAGGGAAAUUAUAUCCAAAAAAAAAAUUACCUAAAAAGCUGCAAAGAUUACAGAAUUACUGGUUUGUCGGAUUAAUGCAGUUUUAUUUCCCUCCAUAUGCUUUGAGACUGCCCUGAAUGAUGGAUAGGCAGCCCACGUCCAGCCACGCUUCACUUUUUCCUCUUUUUCUCUCUCGCUCUCUCUCUCUCUCUCUCUCUCUCUCUCCAUUUAUAU
Molecule: messenger RNA, 4647 nt
Organism: Neoarius graeffei (lesser salmon catfish)
Lineage: Eukaryota; Metazoa; Chordata; Actinopteri; Siluriformes; Ariidae
Gene: mcu
Product: mitochondrial calcium uniporter
Exons: 9
Coding region: 73-1197 (374 amino acids)
Biological process (GO): mitochondrial calcium ion homeostasis; calcium import into the mitochondrion
Cellular component (GO): mitochondrial inner membrane; uniplex complex
Molecular function (GO): calcium channel activity; uniporter activity
Source: RefSeq, a predicted model, not a curated record